GGGACGCGCUUUCUCGGCUCUCUCGAACACGUAAGUGGCAUGCCGUUUGAAACGAAGCUAUUGAGGAGGUACACGAAGCAACUUUGCUUAGAUUUGUCUGUAUAACAAAACCCUAAAAAUACCAUUUGAAAAGGUGAAACAAAACCCUAAAAAUAGGAAGUCCAGUACACAAUAAAUUUAAAAGAGACUUCAAAAGGAAAAGAUUUUUUUCUUCAUCAGCCAGGUAUCAUCUUGAUCCCUCCAGAUCUCCUACUUUCAAUAGGUAAUUUGCUAUAAAUAUUUUCCGAUCAUCUUUGUCUUGGCGAUAUUUCUCUAUUUAAGCAAUAGUCAAUUCGUUUUGAGAACAAUAAAUAAUAUCUUUGCUUGAUUUGAAAGUAUCUCAUAGUGGCAUACAUAUAAAAUCUUAGAUUGAGAUUUGUGUACUAUAUGAGAAGAUGAAGUUUGGAGAGACGUUCACCGAAUAUCUACAGGGAGAAGAGGAGUGGUUCCUAGAAAAAUGUCGUCAUGUUGAAUAUAAGAAACUCAAGAAAGUGCUAAAGAAAUGCAAGACUACAUGUAACUCCACAAGAUCGGAUGAUGAACAACACAUCAUCUCAUCAGCUACUUUGUCUGAUUCAUGCCAAUGCCAAUCUUGCCCUUGUUGUGAUGAGAUGUUCUUCAAGGAGCUGAUGAAGGAGGCUUCUGACAUAGCAGGAUUCUUCAAGUCAAGAGUUAGGCAUCUUCUCCAUCUUCAUGUAGCCACUGGGAUGCAAAGAUACAUAAUGCGUCUACGCAGAUGCUUCACGGAUGAAAAACAAGCUUUAAUCCAUGAGGGUCAAAUCUUGAUCCAAUACAUAACAAUGAAUGCUAUUGCCAUCCGUAAAAUCCUAAAGAAAUAUGACAAGGUGCAUGGCUCAGACAAUGGUAAGAAUUUCAAGUUGAAAAUGCGAGCAGAGCGUAUAGAGCUCUUGCACUCACCUUGGCUCAUAGAACUUGGAGCCUUUUAUCUUAACUCUGGGCUUGACAAAGUUGGAAACUUUAAGAACUCUUUUGGCCGCGUCUCAUGUGAAAAUCUCAACGAAGAUCAGCCAGUGAUGAAACUCAUGCUGCCUAACACAACAGAGCUCGAGUUUGAUCUAACUUGCGCAAUCUGCCUGGAAACGGUAUUCAAUCCCUACGCUUUAAAAUGUGGUCACAUAUUUUGUAAAGCGUGUGCAUGCUCGGCUGCUUCUGUAAUGAUUUUCCAAGGCGUUAAAGCAGCACCGCAAUGUUCUAAAUGUCCCAUAUGUAGAGAGGUUGGAGUUUAUGCGGAAGCAGUUCACAUGAUCGAGCUCCACCUUCUGUUAAAGAUACGAUGCAGAGAGUAUUGGAAGGAGAGGAUAAUGGGAGAACGGUCUGAGAUGGUGAAGCAGUCUAAAAUGUUUUGGAACGAACAGACGAUUCAGAUGAUCGGUUACUAGUCAUUUACUUCUUCAAUCAUCAUAACUUAUUUAAAUUAAAACAAAAGUAAUGAGAAAAAACAACUUUUUUUUGGUAAAAACAACUAUUUGUUUCUCAAAAACAAACUAUUUGUAAUUCUGCCAUUUCCCAUACAUUAUAAAUAAAUACAGCACUAGUUAAUA
Molecule: messenger RNA, 1601 nt
Organism: Raphanus sativus (radish)
Lineage: Eukaryota; Viridiplantae; Streptophyta; Magnoliopsida; Brassicales; Brassicaceae
Product: probable E3 ubiquitin-protein ligase BAH1-like
Exons: 6
Coding region: 435-1439 (334 amino acids)
Source: RefSeq, a predicted model, not a curated record